AUGGCCGAAGACUUGUUCAGUGAAUACCUGGGCGGAUCGCUCGCAUCGGGCGUGAAGGAGCUCUGGGUCUACAAGUGGAUUGACCUCCUUACCGCUGAUGUUCUGGAGUACUUCAGAGAGUUGGAGACGCUGGUAGUGGUGGAUCCCGCUAGGCACCAGGGCUCAGAAACCGAGGAGCCCACGCCUACGACGGAGACGUCGCAGCCGUGA
Dichomitus squalens LYAD-421 SS1 is the source of this 210-nucleotide messenger RNA. RefSeq lists its product as uncharacterized. The record is from RefSeq and is a predicted model, not a curated record. NCBI's taxonomy places the organism in Eukaryota, Fungi, Basidiomycota, Agaricomycetes, Polyporales, Polyporaceae. The transcript is spliced from 2 exons. Bases 1 to 210 code for a protein of 69 amino acids.